Messenger RNA from Morus notabilis, 1266 nucleotides. RefSeq names its product septum-promoting GTP-binding protein 1. The transcript has 6 exons. Gene Ontology annotation, molecular function: GTPase activity; GTP binding. Bases 237 to 1052 code for a protein of 271 amino acids. NCBI's taxonomy places the organism in Eukaryota, Viridiplantae, Streptophyta, Magnoliopsida, Rosales, Moraceae. The record is from RefSeq and is a predicted model, not a curated record.
AAAAAAAAAAAAAUAAAGACGACCUUUUUAUAUUCUAAAAAUACCAAACAAACAGUUCUCAAGAGAAGCUCCUCAGCUUCCAAUUUUCAUGGCUAAAAUAGGACAAGACACCAAAGCUCUCUCCUAAGGCCAUCCAAAUUCCAAUUUCAAAAAAAAAAAAAAAAAGGAAACAAAAUCGCCUCAUUUUCCAAUUUUCUGUCUUUUCUUUCAGAUUUUCCUCUUUGGAGGUUCGAAUUAUGGUAGAGCUGUGCCUGAGGCGAAGAAUUCAGCGACGGAUGUUGGUUCUCCGGCGGUGCAUUCGUCGCCUCAUGGAUCGUCUCUUCAUGUCUUGCCUCGGCAAGACCGUCCGCUACCGGAUGCUCCCUCAGGCCAUGAUCAUGUCUCCUCCGGCAGUAGCCGACGCCGCCGCUGCCGCUGCCGCUUAUGAAUCACCGCCGCCGCUGCCGGAGGCUCUCGGUGACCUCGACGCCGACUCAGAUUUGGUCCAACUGAAGAUCAGCCUCCUAGGGGAUUGCAAUAUCGGAAAGACCAGCUUCUUGGUAAAAUAUGUGGGUGACGAGAAAGGGAAAGGGAAAGGAAAAGGACUGGAAAACGGAUUGAGUUCGAUUGAUAAGACCUUAUUUGUUGGAGGUGCUCGUAUUUCCUAUACCAUUUGGGAAGUUGGAGGUGAUACGAAAUCCCAGGAUCAUAUUCCUAUUGCCUGUAAAGAUUCUGUGGCAAUUCUGUUCAUGUUUGAUCUCACCAGUCGGUGUACUUUAAAUAGUGUCAUAGGAUGGUAUCAAGAAGCUCGUAAAUGGAAUCAGACGGCAAUUCCAGUUUUAAUUGGAACAAAGUUUGAUGAUUUCAUCCAACUUCCUAUAGAUUUGCAAUGGACAAUUGCAAGUCAGGCAAGAUCGUAUGCAAAGGCCCUCAAUGCAACACUCUUCUUUUCUAGUGCAACCUACAACAUUAAUGUAAACAAAGUCUUCAAAUUCAUCACAGCCAAGAUCUUUGACCUGCCAUGGACCGUGGAGCGCAAUCUCACCAUUGGGGAACCAAUAAUUGAUUUCUAAUCUGUUUUAUCAUCUUGUGUAUAGAGAGAACCUUUCCAAUUUCAGCGGAAGUUAUUUAAAAGUUAUUUCAAGUUGUUUCAUUUGAUGUAUUGGAGAAAGGUUGAGGCGGUGAGAGCCCACAUCUCCAUCCAUGAAUAUGACAUUUUGUUGCUCAACAGAUUCAGAAAGAGUUCCGAAUAAAAAAGAACAGAAAAAUGCGCGAGCUUUUUAUCUA